This is a messenger RNA of Sparassis crispa, 315 nucleotides long. RefSeq lists its product as hypothetical. The record is from RefSeq and is a predicted model, not a curated record. NCBI's taxonomy places the organism in Eukaryota, Fungi, Basidiomycota, Agaricomycetes, Polyporales, Sparassidaceae. The coding region runs from base 1 to 315 and encodes 104 amino acids. The transcript has 2 exons.
AUGGCGGAGCUCAACGCAGGAAUCCUCAGCGAGGGCCUUGCCUCAUCCGUUCGAUCUCGCAAGGAGAAGAUUCCUGUUGAGCUACGCAUGGCAGACGGUUCGGUACGGCACCCGAGUGGGUUCGAGCUGCCCACGGCCGAGACCGACUUUCACCCGGUGGCCGCGAAGACGCCGACAGACGAUAUUGUCCACGGUCAAGCAGAUGUGGGACGCGCGCAAGUUUGCAACGUUGUCUGCUCACCAUCGCGUUUGCACAACUUGGUCCCAUAUCAGUCACGGGCCAACGCAGAUCACCACACUAGCAUACUCCGGUAA